UUUUGUUCUUAAUCUGAUUGAAAUUUCUUUUCCUAAAUUACAUUAAACUUAUAAAAUGUCCUCUGCAACAUUCUGUCGGUGUUGCCUGGUCCGUCCGCCCGAUAAAGACUUAAAAACCAUGCACAUCUUCCUUGGGAAACCUGAGAUAUAUUGUGAUAUGUUGAAGGAAUGUUUUGAGAUUCUUUUAUCUUCAGGUAAUCGAGAAGGCGACAGUGGUAUAUGUGAAAUGUGCAUAACACGUCUCCGUGACGCUACUGACUUCAAGAAACAGGUGGAGCAGUGCGAGAAGGAGUUCCAGAUGCAAAUAGCACUUGGUCAUCAGCUCAAAAAUUGCAAAGAUGAUAUGGACAAAGUGAAGGAGGAAGUUCCAGAUCCUGAUGAUGAGAAUGGCAUCUAUUUUCUCGAGAUCAAAGAUGAGCUAUCGGACUUUGAAAAUUUGAAAGACGAUGAGGAUAAAAAAUUAGCUGAGAUGCUGGGAUACACAGAUGUCAGUAUCAAGAAGAAAUCUGCCAAGAGACGCAACAAGAAACUAGGUCUUGAGAAGACCGGCACUGAUAUCAAAGAAGAGUUAUCAGAUUUUGAAGAUUUGAAAGAUGAGGAUGACAAAAAGCUGGCAGAGAUGCUGGGCUUUGCAGAUGUUGCAAUCAAGAGAAAGUCGAAAAGACGCAACAAGUUACUUGGACUCGAGAAGACCAAUUCUGACCGGAAAUCCAAAAAACUGCUCACCAAACCACUCAAGAUUUCAUUUCGCGCGCUCUCCCAAAUGGACAAACUAAAAAACCCCGUCUCCGUAGCGUCAAGUCUUCGUUACGUUAGCGAGAAAAAGCAACACAAAGCAAACAUAUACAACAUUCUCAAGUAUUCGAACUGUACGCCAUUUUCAAGCAAAACCCUAGCUGGCAUCGUCUGCGCGUACUGUAAAGACACUCAUCCAAAUCCUGAAGCUUUAAGAACUCACAUCCAGGAAGCACACCAAGAUGACGACUUAAACGCCAACAAAAGAAUAGACAAGAACAACAUGUCCUUAAAAGUAGACAUAACAGAUUUAAAAUGCAAUAUAUGUAGUGCAAAAACACCAACAAUAUCAGAUCUAAAGAUGCACCUAACGAAGGAACACGACAUAAAAUUCUAUUUAGAUAUAAACGAUUACAUAUUGGAAUUCAAAUUGACUGAUGGCGAAAUGAUGAAUUGUGCGUUAUGUCAUUCAACAUACGAAACUUUUAAAAUGUUACUCCAACAUAUGAACGGUCAUUAUAGGAAUUAUAUAUGCGAAGUUUGCGAUCUAGGUUUCAUAAAUAAACACAGAUUAAAAAACCACCAGCGCACCCACGAACUUGGGACUUUCAAAUGCGCAUUCUGCGAGAAAGUGUUCAGUACGAGAGUUAAGAAGAUGUGCCAUGAGAAAUAUACGCACAACACAAGCGCUAGAUACACAACGAACUGUCCGCAUUGUGACCAAUCCUUCACAAGUUAUUAUCAACGGAAUCGGCAUAUGUUUAACGAACAUAACACCGUCGCUGCAUCGUACAAGUGCAAUAUAUGUGAUAAAUCGUUCAUAUUAAAGUCUAAACUGACCUCGCAUAUUAAAAAAGUGCAUUUGAUGGAACGUAAUCAUAAAUGCGCGGAAUGUGGUCAGGGAUUCUUUAUAAAGCAAUCGUUGGAUGAACAUAUGAUUAAGCAUACUGGCGAGCGUGUGUAUAAGUGUAUGGUCUGUCAGAAAGCAUAUGCACGCAAGAAAACGCUAAGGGAACAUAUGCGUAUCCAUAAUAAUGAUAGGAGGUUCAAAUGCGGUAUGUGCGGACUGGCGUUCGUUCAAAAAUGCAGUUUAAAGAGUCAUAUGUUGUCGAAUCAUGGCAUAACUCUAUCAGAGUAUGAAAAUAUGACACAUGAUUAGUUUAAAAAGUUAAUAUUCGUGUGUGGAACUAUGUAUCGGGCGUUUAAGGUUGCUGAUAUACAGUCGGUUAGUCUUCAGGUUGCCCAAAUAAUGUUUCGAUGUAAUCUGAUUGGCGCAUUUGGUUUCACGCCCCACCUACUUUGGAGACGGUCUAACAUGGUGUUUGAGUACCCUGACGACCGACUGAAUGCCAGAAUCAUUAGGGUGGUCAUAUACAUACUUAGUUGUCAGGUUGAAAAACAAUUAAGACAUAAGCUUUCAAAUUAAAAGUUUAUUUUUGUUUGAUACAGUUUAUUAAGCAUGUGAUUAUAGGAACUAAAACGACCGAACAAUGGCAGGUUUACUCAAAGACCCAAAAACACAGUAAGAAUAUAUUUCUUUAAUAUAUAAAAAUAAUGAUUAUAUUAAUCAGUUGUAAAUUUAUACUAAUUUUUUUUCAUUUCCAACACCGAAUAUGAAAAAACUACUAAAAAUUAAGAUAGAUCUAAUAUAAGAACAAUCAUGUAAUAUAGUUUUUACUUAACGUUGAUAAUGGAAUGAUGCACCCGCUUAUGCUAACAGUAUACGCUGGUGGUAUACCAGUGGAGGAUGAUAAGAUGACCAUGAAGUUAAGUCACAUAGACAAUCGUGGAUCCAGCAGGAAUUUAACCAUAAUGGUUUUCAGUGGAAACCGCUAGCUAGCUAAUUUUACUAGCGAGGGGGCCAAUAUGUAAUUACUAAAGUCCGUCAGCUUAGAGCUUGCGUUUCCGACACGUCGAGAUCGAAUGGGCGAUGUAACUUUGAACUGCCGUACUUUUUACGGCUAUAUAUUGUAUAUCUUUUAUUUGCCUUAUUAACAAGUCAUAACAUUAAAAAUUUAAUCAUUAUUCCACAUUACAAUAAACAUAUUCAAUUUGAGCUAAAAUUAUUAACUACUUAACAAAUAUAAAAACAAUAGUUUUUAAAGUCAAACCACAUCAAACUGCGCUGUUUGUUUUUGAUUACUAUUUAAUUUUUAAUGUUAUCACUCGUUAAUAAGACAAAAGAUAUUCAUUUUGCCGUAAAUUGUAUGUCAGUUCAAAGUUACAUCGGCCAUUCGAUCUAGACCUGUCAGAAAUGCAACCUCUGAUCGGCCGGACGUUAAUAACCCCCUUCCCAGAUGUAUUAUAUUACUGAGAGUCCUAAAAAGUCUUCAAUAUUGUUCUUCCAAGUUGUAUAUAUUUUGCAAAACUCUAGA
This is a messenger RNA of Achroia grisella, 3110 nucleotides long. RefSeq names its product zinc finger protein 57-like. Bases 56 to 1894 code for a protein of 612 amino acids. Gene Ontology annotation, cellular component: nucleus. NCBI's taxonomy places the organism in Eukaryota, Metazoa, Arthropoda, Insecta, Lepidoptera, Pyralidae. The transcript has 6 exons. The record is from RefSeq and is a predicted model, not a curated record. Gene Ontology annotation, molecular function: RNA polymerase II cis-regulatory region sequence-specific DNA binding; zinc ion binding; DNA-binding transcription factor activity, RNA polymerase II-specific. Gene Ontology annotation, biological process: regulation of DNA-templated transcription.